This is a messenger RNA of Eruca vesicaria subsp. sativa (arugula), 407 nucleotides long. The record is from the annotation of a GenBank genome assembly. NCBI's taxonomy places the organism in Eukaryota, Viridiplantae, Streptophyta, Magnoliopsida, Brassicales, Brassicaceae.
AACCCACAAGUCACAGCACAUUACAACACACAACAAAAACACACAAACGAUCUCUUCGUUUGCUUUCUCAAGAAUAUUUACCAAUGGAGGCAAUGAAGAUGAAAAUCUUUGAGGCUGUCUUGGUGGCAAUGAUGGCUUUCUCUGCCGUGCAACAGGCUGCCGCCGUGGAGGCUCCAGCGCCGAGCCCUACCUCUGAUGCUUCCUUGUAUAUUCCUGCUUUUGUCGCCACCGUAGCAACUCUUGCGUUUGGUUUUCUUUUCUAAGCAAAUUUGUUUUUGAGUUUUUAGUUUGUGUAGAAAUCAUAUUCUUGAUUUCAUAUUUAUUUGUCACUCUUAUGUAUUGUUUAAGACUUGCCACAUCCGAAUAUCAAUAACAUCUCUAUCACUUUCUUUGUAUGAUUAUUUACC